Messenger RNA from Sceloporus undulatus (fence lizard), 2815 nucleotides. It is a transcript of the gene CCDC33, whose product is annotated as coiled-coil domain containing 33. The record is from RefSeq and is a predicted model, not a curated record. The transcript has 24 exons. NCBI's taxonomy places the organism in Eukaryota, Metazoa, Chordata, Lepidosauria, Squamata, Phrynosomatidae. Bases 198 to 2567 code for a protein of 789 amino acids. Gene Ontology annotation, cellular component: peroxisome.
UUCUCCUUUGUCUGAUCUCUGCUAGAAUGUGCAGAAUCUAGAAUGGAGCAUGGUUCCGUCUCUUUCAAAGUCCAGAAAGCAAUGGUAGUUUUCAGUGCUGGAGUUGGGCUUCAUUCUGAACCAGAAGUGCCUUGAGGACAGGGAAGGAGAGCUCCUAAAGUAAUAGCCAAGAAAAAAUAUUAAGAUAAAAUAAAGACAUGGCCUAUGAUACUGAUGAGGAAUCUCUCACACCUGAGAAAAAGUCAGACAACAGUCGGUCCCGCAUACGAAACCCAUUCAGUUUAUUUUCCUGGGGAACCAAAAAGGUAAAGGAAGAUCCAGCCACACCAGGGCAGCCCGCAGUGACUGCGCAAGGCAAUGACUGGCAUCUGGCUAACCCUGAAAAGGAAGCCAUCACUGUCACUUUACAUGGGGCCAAAAACGUGCCCUCUACCAAGAAGGGGAAUGUCCCUAACCCAUAUGUCAUUGUUAAAACUACUUCAGAUGAAGAGAACAAACAGCCAGCCCAAGGAAUAACUCACACAACCAUAGAGCCGACACACUCUCCAACAUGGGAGGAGAAGGUGACUGUGGAAGUUGACUCGGCCAAGGCUGGUGAAGAAGAUGUUUCCCUGACUAUAGCAGACAAAGAUACCAAGGAGAUCUUAGCAAAAUACAACAUCCCUGUGAAGUACUUACGGCCCUUCCACCAUUAUCAUUGUGGACUGGUGCUGCCUCGAAAGAAGGACCCGGUAGGGACAACGCUGUAUGCAACCAUCAUGCGUAAAGGCAGCCUCAUCCCACGAUACGGCGGAGUGAAUUACACAGGCUUGGAGGUUUUCUUGAAAGGCAUCAAUGAGCGUUUGGCACAACCUGAUGGCACCGUCAUUGCCACUGCCAGAAUUGUGAAUAACCUCACAGCUUAUACAAAUGAGAUGAAGUCUCGACCGCCUGGUGCUCCUCCUGUUCCACUGACCCUUGUCAACUUCCCAGAACCCACAAUGGAGGAGUUUGAUGUCCCACGAGUCACCAAUCAUGGAUACCCUCAGCUUUCUCCACCUGCUGGGCCUCCUGAGCAACCAAGAUGGAACUCAUCCUACUUGUUUCAAGGAAGAGAUGGAGCCACCGCUUUCUCAGAUGAUACAGCCCUGGUGAUCGAAUACUUCAAAUCAAGACCUGGAGAAGAGCUGGAAAGCAGCCCCAGGCCCUUGGGCUUCUCUGUGCUGCCGCUAACCAACCGAGUGUAUCGCAAGCUGGUGGCAGACAGCAGCAGGAGUGGUGUCCGAAUCGAAAACCUUCCCAUCCAGGAUACAACUCUACGAACCACAUCUGGAGAAAUCCCAACUGUCCAACUUGGUCUCCAAUUAAUCAAUUCAGAGCGACCGGAUGUGUUUCUCACUUCAUCUACCACAAACGGCCUUCCCGUCUUGGAUACAAACCUUGUGGGACAACUGGGAACUAUUAAAGAGCCAUGGACCAGGCCGCCUUCAAAAACGGAACAGACCAACUUAGUUCCAAUGACUCACCCAAAUAUCUCCUUCAUUAAACUUGAAAGUAAGACCUCCCAAACAGACCUCCUCAAGAUCCCAGAAGAUGCAUUGCCACCCCAUGAUGCUGUGGCUGACAUCCUGCCACAGACUGAUUUUGCCAGGCCGGUCGUUGAAGAGAUCCAGGAGAUGGAGACAGACAACUAUCGGGCAGCUAUGCAGAAGAUGGCGGAAGAUAUCCUCUCCCUCCGUCGGCAUGUUGCCAACCUGGAGACUGAGAACAGCACCCUGAGGCGCAACCUUGCCAUGCAUGAGGAUGUGGGUCGGGCCCUGUUCCACGACAUUGACUUGGACGUCAUGACCAAGGCAGAAAUAGUCGACAAGAUAGUGGCCCUCAAGCAAAAACUGUCUUCUGGAGCUCGAGAUAUGGCCAGGAUGAAGGACCGGGUGCAAAGGUUGCAGAAUGAACUCAUUCGGAAAAAUGAUCGGGAAAAGGAUCUGGUGAUGCUACAACGUGUUCAUCAGCAGCAACAGAUGGUGCUGAGGAAAUAUCAGGCCAAGAUAGCCAAGAUGCACGCGCUCGAAGAUGCUGUGAGGCAGCAGGAAAAGGUGAUUGAGAGAAUGGAGCGGAUGCUCGAAAACAAGAUGAAGAAUCGCUUCAAAGAGGGAGCCCGGUUGUCAGACUUACCACAAGGAACAGGCCCAGGUGACAGCUGGUCUAAGGAUCUCUACUCGACCCUGCUGAUGGAGAACAUGAGGCUACGGGAUGAACUUAGCAAAACCUCUUUCCGUUCCCCCAUCAUAAUGCAGCAGCAAGCCUUACCAGAUGCAUUUUCUGCCGGCACUGAAAAGCUCUCAUUAAUUUCAAAAUUGGAAAAGGCUGAGGCGCGCAUCCAUGCUCUGGAGUGCCAGCUGGCGGAAUCUGCCCGAAAGUGGGGACGGGAGAAGCAAAGCUAUAGCAAUCGGCUUUCAGAACAAGAUCUGGGGUUCAUCCGCUCUCCAUCCUCUCUCAUACUCCAGGAUUAUUUGCUGGACGAGAAGGAAGGGAGAGGGGAUGAAGAUGAGAAGGUCAUCAAAGUCCGUACAAUGAAGAACAAGUAGCCUAAUGUUGGAAGGCUCCAUUCAUAGAAGACUCAUUAAAAUUCACUAUCACAUGCCAAGCAUCAGUGCCUCCAUCCUCUACCAUAGCUCUGCAGGGGCAGCAGCAUUCCACAUACUGUGCUGGGACAGAUGACUUAUUGCAAAAUAUAUUUGCUCACCCAUCCCUCCAGAUUUAUACAUCUCUUCUCCGAGAGGCAAGUAGAAGACUAACCUCCAUGGAAAGCUGUUAUUAAAUUCUUGGCACUGGU